Messenger RNA from Effrenium voratum, 5445 nucleotides. The record is from the annotation of a GenBank genome assembly. Lineage: Eukaryota; Dinophyceae; Suessiales; Symbiodiniaceae.
AUGGGGUCUGCGGAGGAGGAGGAGUUUUUGGAGGUGCUGCGGGAGUGGGACAACGCAGUCGCGCCAUGCCCGCAAGGCGUGGUUCCAGGGGUUGGCCCUGCGCAGCCUGCGGGCGUGGCGCUGCCAGUGGCAGCCGCUGCUGCCGAACUUGGCGAGGCAGCUCGGGGCCGACGCCUCACAGGGAAACAGCCGAACCCCGCAGUCAACCAGAACGCUGCUUCGAGUGCAAUCCUUGCUGAGAGACUGGCGGACUGCACGGCCUUGUCGGUGGAUGUGCAGAGGAAGCACAUGCACUACACGCACGUCCGCACCACGUCGGCGGGCGACCGGCAGCCUUCCACCUUCACCCGGGCUGGGUUCUGGGAGCACAUCCUCCAAGUCUACCGAGAAGCAUACCCAGACGCUGCCAACCCCACGGGCUCCAUCGUGCAGUUUGGGGCAGUGGCGAAGGAGCGGCAUGCGGCCUCGCAGGAUGGUUUGCGGGACGAGCACCAUCAUUGCCCAGUGUACUGCAGCAAGCGGCACUACUGGAAGCGUGUGGCUGACAUCUCCUACCAGAAGUACAAGGUGAAGCUCCACGCGGCCACGCACGACGGGUACUACACCAUGUAUUCUUACAUCACCGCCCCGACUACGAAGAAGCCCUUGGCUGAAUUGGACGCGGAGGUGUUCUUGUCGGUGGACCACCCGCGUGGAGACGCCCUGCGGCAGUUGCUGGAAGCAGGCGCCAUUGCUGCCCGUGCCUUGAAUGGACGUCAACACAAGCAACAAGCUGAAGAAGCUCCGCAACGUGCGCCGCAGAAGCGCUUCCGCUCCGGGGACAUCUUCACCCUCAUGGAGGAGCACAACUUGCAGAAUGUCCUGGACUUGCAAGGGCUGGCCAACUCCUUGGCCCAGCAAGGCAACCCUCGCUUGGCGCAGUUCUGCACAAGCAUGGGUGAGGACCGCUUGGGUCAGCUGCUCAAUGCAGCACGUGGUGUCAUGGAAGCACCCACGCGUGUGGCCAUGCGCCAGCACUCCCGUUUGGACACCUUGCGGGACGCAGCCAUGACUAGUCCUUGCACCUGCAGCGGCGUGUGGGCUCCAGCUGCUCUUCGCACCUUGACCAACAACCAAGAGGAUGUGCGCAGGUUCUGCCAAGACGUCUGCCGCGCCCUGCAGUUGGGAGCUCGGCGGGGCGUCAACCUCGCAAUUGUCGGCGUCCCAGGCAGCGGCAAAAGCAUGCUCCUUGAGCCCUUGGACGGCAUCUUUCAGGUCAUGGGGAAACCUGAAGCCCGGAGCUCCUUCCCUUUGGCCGGUGCUUUGGAUGCGCAGGUGUUGCUGUGGCAAGACUACAAGCACCAGGAUCAGACUGUGCUUUUUGAGGACUUGCUCUCCCUCACCGUGGGGGAAAUGAUCUCAGUCCGAGUGCCACACCAAAAGAACCAGACCUUCCGCAACGUCGCGCCCCUCUUCUACACCUCCAACUUCCCGCUGCAGGUGCGCCGGCCUGACUUGGAGGAGGCCACGCGCUUGAACCAAGCCAUGGCCGAGCGCUUCUGCACGCGUCAGUGGAAGAUGCCGUUGCCAGAAGCCGAGCGGAUCCCGGACCUGCCUCGAUGCUCACGGUGCUGCGCCGCGUUCUACCUUAUUGCGGAGCUGCUGGGACGGCACAUUUCCACGAUCGUCCGGCACUUCCAGCGGCUGUCCCGGGGCCGGGCUGCCAAGCGGCAGCCCACAGGACGACCGCCCAGCCUGACUCAGCGCCAAGUCGACCAAGUUGUGAGCACAACCCAGCGGCUUGUGAAAGAAGCCAAAGCUCAGUGGCAGGUCACGGCUGCCAUGGUGCGACAGGCGCUGCGUCUGAAAUGCUCUGUCAAGACCAUCCGCAAAGUUCUGCAUGAGCGCGGGAUCACCUUUCGACCAAUGCGCCAGAAGCCGCUGCGCACUACGGCUGAUGAGCACACCCGACUGGAGUGGGGGAAGAAAUACGCCCCAAAAAGGGCAUCCUUCUGGUCUGAGAGGGUGCACGCCUACCUGGACAACAAGUUCUUCCCCGUCUACCCGAACCACAAGGCAAGGUGCUACGCUGCCAAGCGCGCCACUGGUACCUACCGAGCAAGGGGCGAGGGCUUGGGCGAGGGGCAUGUUCGACCACGCAAGACCUUGAAAGUGUCUUGGGGGAAGAGUGUCAACGUGGCGGUGGCCCUGAGUGCCCAGAAGGUUCUGAUGUGCCACGUGGUGGAAGGCCACUGGAAUGCAGCGGAGGCCUGCCGCAUGUAUGCACGGAGCCUGGGCCCUGCCCUGCGACGCGCAAGCCCCGAGCUCGACCGGUUUGUGGUGCUGGAGGACAACGAUCCCAGCGGCUACAAGAGCCGGGCGGCCAGGGACACAAAGGUGGAGCAGCGGAUCAACGUGCUGGAGAUCCCAAAGCGCUCGCCUGACGUCAACCCACUCGACUACGGCUUCUGGGCCCACGUCAAUGAGCGGCUGCGCGUGCAGGAGAGCCGCUUCGGCGUCAAUUUUCGUGAAUCCAGAGACCACUUUGUGCGCCGCCUCAGGCGCACGAUCCUGCGCACCCACCCGGCCUUCCUGCGCUCAUUGGUGACAUCCAUGAAGCGGCGAGCAGUGGCCUUGGUGGCCGCCAAAGGGCGGGACUUUGAGGAGGAGGAGUUUUUGGAGGUGCUGCGGGAGUGGGACAACGCAGUCGCGCCAUGCCCGCAAGGCGUGGUUCCAGGGGUUGGCCCUGCGCAGCCUGCGGGCGUGGCGCUGCCAGUGGCAGCCGCUGCUGCCGAACUUGGCGAGGCAGCUCGGGGCCGACGCCUCACAGGGAAACAGCCGAACCCCGCAGUCAACCAGAACGCUGCUUCGAGUGCAAUCCUUGCUGAGAGACUGGCGGACUGCACGGCCUUGUCGGUGGAUGUGCAGAGGAAGCACAUGCACUACACGCACGUCCGCACCACGUCGGCGGGCGACCGGCAGCCUUCCACCUUCACCCGGGCUGGGUUCUGGGAGCACAUCCUCCAAGUCUACCGAGAAGCAUACCCAGACGCUGCCAACCCCACGGGCUCCAUCGUGCAGUUUGGGGCAGUGGCGAAGGAGCGGCAUGCGGCCUCGCAGGAUGGUUUGCGGGACGAGCACCAUCAUUGCCCAGUGUACUGCAGCAAGCGGCACUACUGGAAGCGUGUGGCUGACAUCUCCUACCAGAAGUACAAGGUGAAGCUCCACGCGGCCACGCACGACGGGUACUACACCAUGUAUUCUUACAUCACCGCCCCGACUACGAAGAAGCCCUUGGCUGAAUUGGACGCGGAGGUGUUCUUGUCGGUGGACCACCCGCGUGGAGACGCCCUGCGGCAGUUGCUGGAAGCAGGCGCCAUUGCUGCCCGUGCCUUGAAUGGACGUCAACACAAGCAACAAGCUGAAGAAGCUCCGCAACGUGCGCCGCAGAAGCGCUUCCGCUCCGGGGACAUCUUCACCCUCAUGGAGGAGCACAACUUGCAGAAUGUCCUGGACUUGCAAGGGCUGGCCAACUCCUUGGCCCAGCAAGGCAACCCUCGCUUGGCGCAGUUCUGCACAAGCAUGGGUGAGGACCGCUUGGGUCAGCUGCUCAAUGCAGCACGUGGUGUCAUGGAAGCACCCACGCGUGUGGCCAUGCGCCAGCACUCCCGUUUGGACACCUUGCGGGACGCAGCCAUGACUAGUCCUUGCACCUGCAGCGGCGUGUGGGCUCCAGCUGCUCUUCGCACCUUGACCAACAACCAAGAGGAUGUGCGCAGGUUCUGCCAAGACGUCUGCCGCGCCCUGCAGUUGGGAGCUCGGCGGGGCGUCAACCUCGCAAUUGUCGGCGUCCCAGGCAGCGGCAAAAGCAUGCUCCUUGAGCCCUUGGACGGCAUCUUUCAGGUCAUGGGGAAACCUGAAGCCCGGAGCUCCUUCCCUUUGGCCGGUGCUUUGGAUGCGCAGGUGUUGCUGUGGCAAGACUACAAGCACCAGGAUCAGACUGUGCUUUUUGAGGACUUGCUCUCCCUCACCGUGGGGGAAAUGAUCUCAGUCCGAGUGCCACACCAAAAGAACCAGACCUUCCGCAACGUCGCGCCCCUCUUCUACACCUCCAACUUCCCGCUGCAGGUGCGCCGGCCUGACUUGGAGGAGGCCACGCGCUUGAACCAAGCCAUGGCCGAGCGCUUCUGCACGCGUCAGUGGAAGAUGCCGUUGCCAGAAGCCGAGCGGAUCCCGGACCUGCCUCGAUGCUCACGGUGCUGCGCCGCGUUCUACCUUGCCAACAGCGAGGCCUUUCGGUCGCCCUGUCUGCAGCACGAGGCGAGGCUGGCGCUGGAGAAGGCCGUGGCGUGGUGGGGCGAGCGACUGCAAGUGGGCUCGCUAGCGGCCACAGCCUUGCUGACAGAUGGAAGGCUGCCCUUAUCAAGCAUGGGGGAGCUGGAGCUUGAGGUUUGCACGGAAGGAACAGGUUUGUGUGACGUGGCCUAUGGCCAGGACAUCCCCCCGCAGCUGGUGGUGGACGCGGAGCCCCACGUCUGCGCCUUCCGCUCUGGGCGGGCGCCGGAGGUGGUGCUGUUGAGGGUGCGCAGCCGCUGCCAGGACCCAUCACUGGAGACGCGACUCUAUGGCCAACGUCUGCCUCUGGUGCUUCCGCGGCCAGGAUUGGGAGGCCCGGAGCCGGAGGCGGCUCAAGACGCCCACGUGCUCAGCUGCGGUCCCACACCUGUCGCAUUGAAGGCUUGGAAGCUCCACCAAGGCGAGGAGCUGGGUUGCCUCGACUUCCUCAAGAGGACACUGGAAGGCCUUGAUCCAGAUGUGCCGGCAAUCCUUCUGUCGCCGCUGACACACGGUUGGAGCGAGCGAAGUUCUGAGGCACUGCAGGAGGCAGCGCGUUGGAUCCAGCGGCCUGCUGCAGGCAAGGUCAUCAUUGGCUUCCCCCUUCUCACCACGGAAAACCUCUGGCAGUGGCGGGUGAGGCGCCUGCGGCACCAGUACUGGAAACUGGUCUUCUCGCCCGCGGAGGAGCUCUCGAAUGUGCCAGGUCUGGGCCCUUGCGCCGUGGGCUUCGGCUCGGGCACCCGGGUCGCCAGCGCCGGCGUGCUGCGGGCCUUGCUGUCCAAUGUGGAGGAAGAUCCCGAGAACCGGGUGAACUGGCUGUUGGACCUGGAUAUUCAGAUCCAGAACGCCGGCGUGCAGGUGCUGAGCUGCUUCAGCUGGCCCAUGCCGGAGGCGGACUACCUGCAGCACGUGGCACUGACCACGAAGCUCACGGAGAAGCACCAGGUGGAGAUGGCCGACUUCGACGGCCGGCGCCAGGUGCUGUGCAUCAAAGGCGCCAACUGGUUCCAGGUGGCUCAGAAAGGCUUGGUGGCGCCCUACUGCUUCCGCCGGGACGUCACGCAGGCCUUUCGGCGGGUCUAUGGGUGGUGGACCUCCUUGGACCCUCGGAACUUCCUGGUCCCCGAG